Messenger RNA from Balearica regulorum gibbericeps (East African grey crowned-crane), 974 nucleotides. NCBI's taxonomy places the organism in Eukaryota, Metazoa, Chordata, Aves, Gruiformes, Gruidae. The record is from RefSeq and is a predicted model, not a curated record.
UCGUGUCCCGCUCCCGCGAGCGCAGAGUAACGGUUAUCCGAGCCACCCUCUCCGGAACGCACCGAAAUGCCGGUUCCUGCGCCGCCAACAAACACGGCUCCGCCUUAACAGUCGUGUCCCGCUCCCGCGAGCGCAGAGUAACGGUUAUCCGAGCCACCCGCCACCGGGGACCUGACGGCGUCAGGCCGGGGGGGGCUGCUCCGCUGACGCAGGUGAGGUGGAGUCGCUACAACCCCAAUUUUUUAGAGCCAGAAGUGAACAAGGAACUGUAUCAGAAACCUCCAGAGGAGCUGUCUGAGGAGGAAAAGGAAAAAAUGGAGCUUAAGGCUGUUCGGCCCAUAAAAGCAGCUCCUCCCACUCUCUCCAGCUCUGUGUUCAGCGACCCUAUGAUCAGUAAAUUCACCAAUAUGAUGAUGAGGGAUGGAAAUAAAGUGCUGGCCAGAAGCCUCAUGGCUCAGACUCUAGAGGCCGUUAAGAGGAAGCAGCUGGAGAAGUACCACAAAGCUCCAGAAGAUGAGAAGGAGACAAUUGAAUGCAACCCUUAUGUCAUUUUCCACCAGGCUCUGAAAAACUGCCAGCCCAUCAUUGGGCUCAGCAGCAUCACAAGAGGAGGCAAAACCUACCAGGUCCCGGUCCCGCUGAAGGACAAUCGGAAGCGCUUCCUGGCCAUGAAGUGGUUAAUCACCGAGUGCAGGGAGAACAAGAACCGCCGGAUGCUGAUGCCUGAGAAGCUCUCCCAGGAGCUGCUCCAGGCCUUCAACAACGAAGGGCCUAUCAUCAAGAAGAAGCACGUGCUGCACAAGAUGGCAGAGGCCAACCGGGCUUAUGCCCACUUCCGCUGGUGGUAGGGACUCUGGGCACGGGACGCGACGCCCCCAGCCCCAUGGCAUGGUGAGCAGAGCCCCAGGGCCACCCGCCUGGGAGAGGUGGGGGAGAAAAGGGAAAGGUGGAGGGUCCCUUCCAGACGGCUUCUG